Sceloporus undulatus (fence lizard) is the source of this 8857-nucleotide messenger RNA. It is a transcript of the gene REP15, whose product is annotated as RAB15 effector protein. The record is from RefSeq and is a predicted model, not a curated record. The transcript has a single exon. Gene Ontology annotation, biological process: receptor recycling. NCBI's taxonomy places the organism in Eukaryota, Metazoa, Chordata, Lepidosauria, Squamata, Phrynosomatidae. The coding region runs from base 5675 to 6385 and encodes 236 amino acids.
CAACAACAACAAAUUUUCCUUGGAAUUCCUGAUUUCCUAUCUGAAUAACAGAUGAAAAGUAAAUAACAAAUCACCCCGUCCCUGAAAUCAAAAACCUGUUUGUCUUAUUUUUUUAUACAAGUUUUAUUAAAAAAGAAAAGAAAAUGUAUUGAGUACAUGCAAAUCAAAAGUUUUAUAUUGUGAUGUACGGUGAUGAUUUUUUUUAAAGAGUAUUCCAGUUUGAAAACCAGCUGGUUACUGGAGAUGUCAGACUGAUAAUGUGUACUUUUCCCCUCCUUACAUGAUGCCUGCAUUCUUAUAUUAGGAAUGAAGACUGUGGUACUCUUUUGCAACUUUAUAACAUCUCUGAACUGUCCCUUUUCCAGUUUUAAAACAGGAUCCAUUCAUAUAUAUAUUCCAUGGCAAGCAUGAUGUUGAAAAUUUCAAAUUUUUAAACUGAGAAACAACCUGCCACUUUGGUGCAGUCCUUUUCUUCGUUCUCAUCCUACAGUAGAUUUCUUUAAAUUUCUAUGGGGAAAAAAAUUCUGUGGAAAGGAACAUUAGCCAAGCCACAUUAUUUUACAGUAUUAAGUCUUGCCUUUGAAGUACAGCUGAUUAUAGCAUAACAUACAGACUCAUAAUUAUACUUCAUUUUUAUAAAGUACAACAUGUAUUGCCUUUUUUUAAAAAAAAAACAAAAACUUGAAUUAAAAAGGUUGGCCAAGCUUUCAACAGAAUAUAUUUGACUGGUCCCUCUUUUCAUUCUGUGCCACUCUUAGAUACUGAAAGCUAAUUUAUUGCUUAUAUUAAAAGAUGAUGUUGCAACCAUGUGGAAAUACUGUUUGAAAGGUAUUGCUCAUACUGCAGGUGCCAAUUUCUUGCUCCAGAAGUGUUGGAUCCAAAUAGUAAUCCAAGCUGGAGCGUGAAGCUGAGUUUUUGGCAUGUCCUCAGGUAUUACUAGUGGUGGCUGCCAACGUCAGGCCAAACAACCCAUCCAGCUAAAUCUUGUGGCAUGGGGUUCCCUUACAGUCCCUUUUCAGACUUCAGCUGGGGGAAUAUACAUGUCCUCUGCAAAAAAAGCUUUCUGUCCAUGUAAGAAGGGCAUCAAGUCCUGCUUUUUUUGCUGGCUUUCUGCUUGCAAUGAAGUAUCAUUUUUAAUGACAGGCGAGUCAGUAAAACUUGUGAUCUUCCACCUGUAGCCAGAAAUGAAAUUUGAGUGAUUUCAUUGAAAAAAUGCUGCUGCUUCACAUGCAUUUAUUUACAGUUGUCAUUAUAAUGGCCUAAUUUCAACAUUCUGUUAGUGGGUGACUGCUUGCAUAGUGGGACCCUCAUUCCCCUGCAACAGGCCCUCAGUGCUACCUGAAAAUCUGCUCAGGGAGGUUUCCUGACCUCAGUUUGCAGAUGGAAGUAGUUCUGUCAUCAGAAGGAUCCUGUUGGAUCCUAUCCAACAUACUCAACGUGGACUCUCAGUCCAGAGUAACACGGAUUCUAUAAACUUGUUCUCGAUUACUACAUUUCAUUUGGUGCCUGAGCAGUGAAUGCAGAUAGCACUCAUUGUACAAUUAUUACUUUAUCAUUAACUGUGAAAAAUGUAUUUAUGAAUUAAGGAGCUCACCUCCUGUGCCUAUAUAGAAAAAGCAAAAAACCCAGAGCAUUUACCAGCAGCCCCAUAAGAUCAAUUUGGGGAAAAAAUAAAUAAAGAUCAACUGACAUAUAUAGGAAGCUAAAUCUGAUGUUAAUCCAGUAUUGAGUAAAUCUGUUGAAACUGAUCAGACUGAAGUUAGUUGUGACUAACAAGUUCCAUUCAUUUCAAGGAAUCUGUUAUGUAGAUAUGACUCACACUGGCAUGAUGUUAACAAGACAUGGUGUCUGACACAUAGAAAUUGGCUUUGCUGCUCUGGCAAGAACUGAUCACAUACUGAAAUAUGCAUAGAGGAUCAAGGAUGAUUGCCAGUGCGCAUGGAACUACCAGUCAUCAAACAAUGAUGGGAAAGUUUUAUUUUAUAUUGUUGAAAUUUUGCAUGUAUGGACAACAAACAUCAGACUUCUCAUUUUAAAAAAAAUCAUAGUGUAAAUUGAAAUUGGUUUAACUUUGGUUGUCAUUUUGCUAGUUGGUUUAUUUCUGUGGGAUUUGGGAAAAGAAGAGUAAUAUAAAACACUCAUCAUUAAGCCAAGUGGUCAGUGUAAAUGUGCACACAUGAAAUAUCGUUACGGUAUUUUACCGGGUUGCAUGUGUACAAAGGGGUCAAUGCAAGUGUAUAUGUAUUGCCCUGUUAAAAUAAAUAAAUAUCUAUUAAGAGAAAUAAAAUGCCUCUAGGUAUUUAUUUCUUUGUUGUUUAAAAAAAAGGGGGGAAAGAAAGUUUUUACCGUAAUGAUAACAAUCCAGUUUUGGAUUAGGUUCUGGCUGUUCAACUGUUUUGGUUUGUUAAUCAUUACAGGGACCAAAUGACUCCGUUGUUACAACAGCUUCACUGGCUGCUGGUCUGAUUGUGGGCACAAUUCAAGGUACUGGAUAUGAUCAGUAGCUAUAUAGCUUUGGUUUAUGUACCUGAAUCUUUCCAUAAAACACUUUUGAGAUCUGGGGUGGCACUUGUCUUUGUCCCAUCACCUUCACAGGCCCAUUUGGUGGGAAUGUGGGAAAGGGCUUUCUCCAGGGCUGCUCCUAGUUCUGGCACUUUCUUCCUAGGGGGCUUUGGUUGGCUCACUCUUUGCUGUCCUUUCACCAUCAAGCAAAGAUUUUUCUGUUCCAGCUAGAGUUUGAUAGCUGACUUGUUUAUAUAAUGGAUUUUGUUUUAGUGAUGUCCUAUUUUUAAUCUGCAUUUCUAAAUUAAUGCUUUAUAUGGUUUGUUUGUUUAUUUGCUUAUUUAUUUAUUUAGAGGAUUUAUACCUUGACCUUCAGCAAAAAGGUGUCGCAAGAUAGCUUACAAAUUGUGAAUUUGAUAGUUUUUGCCCUCAGGCUUACAAUUUAAUUAAGAUGUGAAAUGUAAGCAGAGAAGGAUAAAGACCUUGCAAAAUUACAAGUCCCAGGAUUCCACAGGAUGUCACUAUAACACAGUGGUGUCAAACUGCCUUAUUUCUUCAGUAUAGAGGCACUCUCAAUCUUUUUCAUCUGAGUUUCUACUUUGUGAUAGUGGAAUGGCUGAGAGCAUGUACCCUCUGAUGGUUUUGCUUUAUGAGGUAAGUGCACAUCUUCAGGCCCAGUGUGGUCCAUGUGGUUCUCCGUUCAGGUUCUCUUUCAAUAUAAUGUUCAUCCCAGUCAUGGUGCAAUGGACAAGGACUUUAAACCUCCUUGCCUAUUGUGCCAUGAUUGAGAUUAAAAUUAGGCCCAGUCUCUACUCUUUAGCUACUCCUUACUGGUCAGCUGAAGAGCAGAGAGGACCUUAUUUCCCUUCCGAUUCCAGUGCUGUAGCUAUAAAUGUGUAGAAUUAUAAGCAUAGUUAAAACUAUUACAACUUAAAAAUGUCAUAGAGCACUGGAAAUCGAGUGAUACAUUUCCUUUUGGCUCCUAUAGUCAACCUUACAUGGACAAUGUUAUGGAUGAUAUUAUGAAUACUAGUUACUUUCUAAUUAGUAUUAGGGUAGUAGAGUCAUCUUUGGACUACAACUCUGAAGACCAGGGGUUCAGUUCCCUGCUUGGCCAUGAAACCCACUGGGUGGACCUGGGCAAGUCAUAUACUCUUGGUCUCUCAGGAAGAUAAUGGAAAACAAAUCUUGCCAAGAAAAACCCAUAUAGGUUUGCCUUGGGAUCACUGUAAAUUGGAAAUGAUUUAAAGGUCACAACAACAAAGUGGAGUCGUCAUCAAAAUUUUGACUUAAAAAAAAGUGACUUAAUACCAAAAGUCAAUUGAAUUCAGCAUAUGCCUGACAAGCUCUUCUAAGAUAAUGUUUCUCACUCUCUUGCUGACUAGGCAUGUUUAUUUGGACAUUAAGUCCUGCUGGAUUUCUAGGGCUUACAUCUAAAAUAAAUGUGCACAGAAUUUCCAUCACGAAGAUACUCCUUAAAACUUUCAGCAGAAUUUACAAUAGAAAAAAAAUGAGAUAAAUUUGACAUUCUUUGAUAAAGGAAGAGGACAUAUGGCAAAAUUUUAUAAGACUCUUAAAAAGAGAGAUGUGGAAAAUGAAAGUAUUAAACAUACUAUGAUAAAAUGGAUGCAAGAUAUCAGGAAACCUAUAGAUUUGGAAAGUCGGGAAAAAACAUGGAAAAUCACCAAUAAUUUUACAUUGUGUCAAGGCUACAAGGAAAACAUUAAAACGAUGCAUCAGUGGUAUAUGUCUCCUAAACUGAAUGCAAUAUAUAAAAUAGGCAACACUGAUUGUUGGAAAUGCCACAAACCAGAAGGGUUUCCAUAAAUGGUAGAAGUGCCCAGAAGCCGAAAAGUAUUGGAGGAAAAUACACAGAUUAAUGAUAGAAAUAUAACAAAUUAAUAUUCCAUUUGAUCCUUAAUCUUUUUGCUAAACAUGACAUGUAAGAUAAACAAUAAGAUGGAAAAAAGCUGUCUCAUAUUAUAUAUGGUGACCACCACAAGGAUCUUAUUUGCAAAGUAUUGGAAAAAGAAACAAACUCUGUCUGAAGAGGAAUGGAUAAAUAAACUGACAGAAGCUUUGGAUUUGGACAUUCUAACAGCGUUUAUGAGAGAAACAUCUAGGAAAAAUACAGAAGAUGAUUGGAGCUGUUCUAAAUUAUAUGGAAAUAAGAGAGGUUGAACCUUGUUUAAAUAGAUAAAUGAUAUAUACUUGAGAUACAUAUCUGAUUAUUUGAUUAUUACUUAGUUUUUUUUAAAGUAGUGCUUUACUCUUUGUGUUUUCUUCUCCCAUGCCUUCCUCCUCUUAUAUCUGUAUAGAUAAAUAGUCUGUCUGUCUGUCUUUCUUGUCUAUCUAUCCAUUUAUUUUUUCUUAUUUCUCUCUCCUUGCAAGAAGAUGAACUAGGGAAAAUAUGAAAUAAUAUACUCAGGAAUUGUUAAUAUUAAAUAUAAAUGUUCAUAAUGUAUAGAGACUAAAUAAGGAAUAUGUAGAUUGUGUGAGAAAAUCUAGGAUCCUUUACAGACAAAGUGACUAUUUGAUCUGGAAGAAGUAGGAUAGAAUGAAGUAAAAAUUUCUAUUCAAUUGUUUUUAUGUUUAUGUAAGUACUUGUUUGUCCCUCUAUUUAUAUGUGUAUGUAAGUACAUGUGUGUAUGUUUUGUGUAGUAUUAAUAAAAAUUAUUUUAAAAAAACUCUUGGUGACUUUAAACUUUCUGGUUUGGACAAAGCAUAUGCCUGUCAGGCAAAGAUUCCUCAUGAAAUUUAUAUUAUGUUGUCUCAACAGGUAACUGCUGCUUUCAGAACCUAUUCCUUUCACCAUCACCACCCCUGCUAUAACUUCGAAGAAAAACACAGUAAGUUUGCCAAUGCCAGUGUUAACAGUAAAGGGAGUUUAAAGUGCGUGAACACAAAAGAAGUCUUGAUACUUUAAAAAUGAGCAUGACCAAGCCAGUUGAACUAGUUUCUAUGCUGGAACAGGGCACACCCAGAGCUCCCUUGCCUAUAAUCAGGAAGCUGCCUGUGACCAUUUUGCAUAGUGUGGCUUUGCUUCUGGCAAGAGUUUUUCCCCUUCUUUCUCUAAUGCUGUGAGGAAAUAAAAGCAUUGCAUGCUUUUAAGCUGAUUAAAAGACUUUGAGCUGAAGAAAUUUUGCAUGCAAACCCAAGCACUGAAAAGAAGAUGGGCCAAAAGGUGUCACAGGAAACAAACCAAGAGAACAAGGCUGACAUCCUGGUUAUAUGUGAUGUUUUUAGCCAAGGAGUGGUUUAUGCAUCACAGAAGCUGAAAGAAUAUCUUGGAUUUGAAGACCCACAAAGCAAAUUCCACCCAUCUACUGAUACCCUAAAUGAGAUUUUUCUGGUGAAUUUCAUUAGUUUCUGUGUUGAGAAAGGGGUAGAAGAACGUAUCACAACCAGCAAGAUGACCAAGCAGCAGUCCUUGCUUUUUGGAGUCAACUGGGUUUGGACUCUGUCAGGAGCCGACAAGCAGGUCAGGCUACAGAUUGCUGUGCAGUCUCUGCAGAUGGCUGAUCUUCCCAACGGCUGCGUCGAAGUCAUAGGCCGUGACAGAGAGGCCAUGUUAGCUGAUGAGCUUUUCCGAAAUAAGACCCAGUUUGAAAAACUGGAAGAAUUCUGCACACUGGUGGGCCGUGACUGCCUUGGCUUGUUCAUCAUAUUUGGAGUUCCCGGAAAGCCCAAAGACAUCCGAGGAGUUCUUCUAGAGAGCAUCAAAAAGGAGAAACGGAAAAGCCUUUUGUCUGGGGAGGACAUGCUAAGAGAAUUUGUUUUGACCACUGAUAGUUUCCUCCCUACUAGAGAGUUGUUGGAACAUUGCCUCGCUAAGAAAAAUGGGUUGAAGGAAGUAGGUAAAGUUUACAUUAAUUUCCUCUAGCCUUCUGAAGAUCCCAAUCUCAGUGGUUGUUAGUAUAUUGCUCACAAGCCUUGGUGCUCCAGCAACUUUUCUCUGUUCCCUACUUAUAAAAAUCCGCCUAAGAUCUUUCUUUUUUUUGCCAGUAUGGUUCAUUGUGAAGGAAUCCAAUGCUAUGUGUCUCCACUCAGACAUUCAACCGAACAGAUUUUCCAGUUAGUAAAGUUCCACUAAAAAUAGUUUUAAGGGAAUUCUGUUUUUGAGUAUCUGCUCACCAGACUGCUAAAAUAUUGAAUACUGAGCUCACUCCGCUUUGGAAGUAAAGCAAGGACCCUUGAACUGUAAGUUGUACAUCAUGUAUUAUGCAAUCACUUAUGAAUGAAAUGUGCCACAGGCUUUAUAAUGAGCUGUAAAAUCUGUAGUCAUUUAAUGGACACUCCAGAUGUAAAGGGACUGUUAUAUCUUCUUUCAGGAUUGGCAUACUGAGAGAACUUAGCAGAUUUCUCUAAAAACACUGGGAUUUAAGGGUUUCCCUCUGCAAUUUUUGCUCUGCAUCUAAUAGUUGUGUAUUUAAAGUUUCUUUUUAAAAAUCUCUGACUUAUGCUAUUACAUACACAUUACACAUUACAUCACACACACAAACCAACACAACCCCUAGUCUCUGCCCGACAAAUACAAACUAUAAACUUCCAGCACUCUUAAAGACAUGAGUAUCAGUCAUAUUCUUCUGCAAUAUUACUACUUAAAUAAACACGUUCCUACCUAAGAAGUAAAAAAAAUCACAAUCAACAUUCACGUCUUUACUUCUCUCUUUAUAAAAUAUCCAAACUUUAGGAUAUUAUCAAAUUUAUUCAUCUGCUUUGAAUAACUUAUUCAUCCAUUUAUUCAUUUCUGCCAUCUCAGGAACUUGCAUUACCAUGUUCUCUUUUGUUGGCAUUUCCAUACUCUUCCACUUACUAGCAUAAAGCAGCCCUGCUGCCAUGAUCAUGUAAUGUACCACCUUAUAAUUUAGAUCUCUGAUUGAUUGCCUGGCAUUCCUAAUAACAGUUGGCCCUCAGAAUCUGCAGAAUUACCAUCCAUGAAUUCAAGCAUCUGCGGCUGGCAAGCCCGUGUUGUUUCCAAUGGCAGUGCCUAUAUGUGGCCACACUGCCAUUAGGGACAGCUCAUGUUGCCCCCAAUAGCGGUGCAUGCACAGUGACAUGCCACAAUUAGGAUUUAGUCUUGUCCAUAAUGGCAGUGCAGCCGUGUAUAUACUAUUGGGUACAAUGGGGGCUGCCCCUAAUGGCGAUGUGGCCACGUGCACAUGCCACUAUUGAAGUGACAUUGCCCCAAAUGGUCAUACAGAUGCAUGCACAUCACUGGGGACAAUGGGGGCUGUCCCUAAUGGUAGUGCAGCCAUGUGCAUGCACUACCAUUAAAACCCCAUUGUCCUGAAUGGCAGUGCAGUCAUGUGCAUGUGUUGUCAUUGAGGACAACAGAACUCGAGCAUCCACAGAUUUUGGUACAGAAUGGAUCCCCCAUGGAUACCAAGGGCUGACUGUAAGAACAAUUCUGGUUUCAAAUAUAUUUCAAUUCUAAACAUGUCUUGCAUUAAGUGCUUCAUUUCCUGGCUUUAUCACACAGCCACCACAUGUGGUAAAACGAUCCAGUCUGCUUUUCAUACAUCCAACAUAGCUUCUUAGUCCUCUUAAAUAUUUUAGAUUUUUUUUACUGGAGUCUGGUAUGACCUACACAUCAUUUUUAAAAAAAAUAUUUCAAAUCAUAUGCCAUUAAAUUCUAUCUUCCACAUUUUCCCAUUUCUCCAGAACAAUAUUAUAGCCAAAAUUUUGAACCCAUUUAAUCAUAUAAUCUGUUCUUCUGCAAGCUCAAUUUGAAAUAACAAUUUAACAUAUUUUUUUCCAAUCAGAUGCUCAUCAUAUAUGCAUAGAUUAAUUUCAAAUUAAUUGUUUUCCUAAUUCCAUACCAUGUAGCUUUUUAUCUAAAUUACAUCUUUUCUAUAAUUGUCUAUGCCCGGUACUAUUGAACCUGUUUGGUUACCUCAUCCUGUGUCUUAAAUCUGAAUUCACCAUUCUCCAACUGUAAAAGAUCAUAAUACGUCAACCAUUCCUCUGUUGUUCCUUUAUCAAUCCUAUAAAAGGCUUCUGGAAUAGAAAUCCACUAUGGAGUUUUAGGGCAUACUCUGGGUUAGUACUUGUUCCAAAUUAUCAGCAUUGUUCAUAAAAUAAACGUUUUUUGAUAUGGUUAUAUGCUUGUCCAAGAGGCAAAAUUGUUUCCUUUGUCAGAAAAGCUGGUAUUUUCCACUUAUUUGUUGGGGGUAUACAGCCAGCCCUCCUUUCUCAUGGACUUGAGAUCUGUGGUCUUGAAUAUUUACUGGGGCGGCCUCCGUUAUUUUCAGUGGGGUGUGCCCCUGUGGCACGGGCCCUGCGUCCUCUCAUGAGCAUGUGCCCCAUUCAAGCCUAUGGGGCUUGAAUAUCUGUGAGUCUGUGUUUGUGUGUG